Messenger RNA from Microdochium trichocladiopsis, 1473 nucleotides. RefSeq lists its product as uncharacterized. Lineage: Eukaryota; Fungi; Ascomycota; Sordariomycetes; Xylariales; Microdochiaceae. The record is from RefSeq and is a predicted model, not a curated record. The transcript is spliced from 3 exons. The coding region runs from base 124 to 981 and encodes 285 amino acids.
CUCGCCGUGCCCCCGCACACCUUGUCACGUAAAUCGUAUCAUUCUACUUAGCCACAAGGCAACCCUCAACCUGCAACCUGCAAGCCCAUACACUCUGCCCUCGCCGGAGUGACAAACAACAAUAUGGAUCUCACGAUACUGUAUCCAUGCACGAAACAAUGCAGCCAAGCGGGCCAGACGUCCUGCUCGAGCACGAGCAGCCCGGCCUGCCAAUGCUCGGCGACCGACGCUGUCAAGGAGAGCAUGUGUUGCGCGCAGUCGGUGUGUGACGCGUCCACGUACUCGAUCCUCCAGACAUACGUGAUAGCGUACUGCGAUGUCUUCAAUGUGAACCUUGGAUACGUGCGGAAUCUAGAUUGUCGCGAUGCUGCGAAUGGCACCGACGGCUCGACGAACAACACGACCACGAACAACACCUCAUCCGGGUCUUCAUCCGGGUCCUCAUCGCGCGGAGGCUUGAGCACCGCCAUGAUCGGCGGCAUAGCGGGCGGCAUUGCCGGCGCGCUUCUCCUCGGCGGCCUGGCCGUAUGGCUUUGCAUGCGCAGCAGGCGGCCGCGGCAAGCACAAUGGCAACAACAACCAUACGGCGUGGUCCCUCAACAACCAGGCGGGAGCGGCCCACCACCGCCAUUCCCCCAAAUGGCAGUCCCAGGCGCUGUGGCUUCGCCAGUUUACACCGGUGGCAGUGGAUACACUGCACUCCCUACGCAGCCGGUCAUGUCGGAACUGGCGGGGAAGCCGGCGGCGGCGGCGGCAAUUUCAUCGUACCCCGUAGCCAACACGUUGCAGAAGCCCAUGUCUGCGCCAAUAGCACCAGUCUCGCCAGUCUCGCCGCAGGGGCACACAGGAGUAGGUCAGCCGGCGUAUGGUCAGGGCUAUGCUCCUCCAUAUCAGCAGCAUUUUGUGCAGUCGGCAGAGCUGGAAAACACUGCGCCUGGGCCGAGGGAACUUGAUGGGAAUGCUGGUUCACCGAGACGAUGAGCAAAUUGAUAUUUGUCCCACUGAAAUAUGUACUGUUGUUGACAAGACUAAGAUCAUACUAAUUUAAGCCUAAUGUGAACAAAAACCAUAUUCUGUACAUCUGCCGAUGCGCACUUUCGGGAGGAAAAGAGUGGGCAGUUGGGAAUUGGAAAGCUUCCUUAACGAACCUUCACUAGCUCAAUCCGGGACUCGAACAGGAGUCCAGUCGAUGAAUGCAUUGGCUUCAACCAAAACCACUGCAUGUGUUGCCUGCGUCAUAGCGUGCUUUGCGGAAUAUGGACAAGUUCACCACUCAAACAAGCCUGAUCACUGUCGAGAUUUGCUGGGGCCAAUCGUGAAUAUUGCCGCCCUCGCAAUGCGCCCAUGCGAAGCCCACCCGGCGAUAACAUUGCAGAACAUUACCCUGGGUGCCGUCAUUAGAAUUAAACUUGUGCUCACUGAUGGAUGCUCCUCGUGUAACGUCGUUGUUUUCGUCGACUGGCUUCAGCAUCA